CCCGUGGGCAAAGAUUGCGAAGCUCUCAACAUAUAUCUAGAACACGCACGCAAGAUACUCACAACCCCACACUGCCAAACAGUCACCACGGCCCUCUUCCUCCCUCGACGUCUGUCACCUCCAAGGUAGACCCCACGCAGCCCCGGUGGCCCCCACAGCCCCUCCAUCUUGACACCUCGCACCACCAUCAUCAUUCUUCACCACCACUGUCUGUGCCACCACCGACUAUCGCUAGUCGGUACAGCCUGCAACACUCCCAUACGCUAGCUCUUGAUACAACCGCUCGCUCGCACGCAUUGCCACGCACGCCGCACGCUAUCUUGCCCACCAGUGUUGGACGCAUCAUCAUCGCAUACGACUGCCGCCACUAGCAGCAGCAGCAUUGCAUCGCAUCUUAGUCGACGCUUCCACAGCCAGCAGCCGUCGUCAGCAUCACACGCAUCGCAGCCUCUGUCGAUCCGGCGGGAAAACCAAAUCGACCCUGUGGCUCUAUUGCGCCAAAGUCAACGUCGCUGAUUAUUGUUGACGUCGUUGCGCGUCAGUCAAAGCAGCCAGUCGGCCCACCUAGCCCCGCCAGCCGUCAGCCAGCCAGCCAGGCGCCCAUCCCGCCAAGGCGCGCCCCUUUGUUCAGGAAGCAAAAGAAAAAAAAAAAAACUUGCCGAGGGUCCGGCAUCUCUCUCGUCUCGGUGCAUUCGUCGCCUAGCGCCUAGCCGCCUCGCCUCGCUCCUCCGGCCCGGCUCUCACCCCACCCCACCAUCUCCCACCGAUUUGGCAUAUUUGGUUCCGCACUAUUAGUAUUUGGCGGCCUCCUGCUCGUUCCGAUUUCAGUCUCCGAUUGAUUCCGCAAAUCGACUUGGGUUGAGAUUGAUUUUGGACAAUAUGGCUGUCCUCGCAGCCGCACCGCCGACAUCAUCAUCAUCAUCACCAACAUCAACGUCGACCAGAGUCGCGCCGUACCCACCAACAAAGCCUCUGGCAAUGUCGGCAACGACAACACAAUCAACCCAGAACUGGGCGCGCAAGGCAAGAGAAGCCUCGGACGCGUCCGGUUCAGUAUCGGCUUCAUCUCAAGCAUCAGACACGUCGCCAGUCCAGCGCUUGAAGCCACUCAAGGCAUCGCCGGCCCGGACAAAGACCCGUCCUGACGGCAAGGUCGCCAGGAAAAAGGUGGCAAAGGCCUGCCUCGCCUGCCAGAAGAGCCACCUCACUUGCGACGAAUGCCGCCCAUGUACCCGCUGCACCAAGAAGGGCAUCGGAGACCAGUGUGUCGAGGGUGUGCGCAAGAAGGCCAAGUACCUUAUGGAGGGCGACGAGCGGGCCGCCCCAGCGGUUCCCGCGAUCCCCACGGCUCCCACUGCCACCGUCACCGCCACCACCACCACGACGUCGACCGCGCCGCCUGCUCCAGUACCUGCCCCAGCGUUCAACACGUCCCCCACGACCGUUCCAUUCGGGGGUGGCACCAUCCCAGUGUCCAUGCUCGGCAACGUCAGCGUGCCUGCAGCAGAACCCGUGCGCGUUCCCGACAACAUCUGGCUCACGGCGCCUCUGCCAGAAGUGCAGCCUGCGCCCGUGCAGCUCACCGACUGGGCCAUUCCUGCCAACGACCCGUUCAACUUCUCGGCUUCCGCUGCUGCCAACCUCGAGUAUGAAAUGUUCGACUCAAUGUUCGGCUCCAUGUCCCCUUCGUUCCCGCUCGGCGAUCUUGGCACUGGCAACACAACCGACGGCUCGACGCCUUCCCUGUGGUCAAACUUUGGCCUGCCCGACCCCAGCAGCAACAACAGCAGUGACAGCAACGGCGUGCUCCUCACGCCCCAGGCCGACCCUCCCAGCUCGCUCCAGCCCAUCCUGGCGACGGACCAGUCGCCUUCGAACCCGCUGUACACGAACGGCAACAACUGGAGCCAGGGCGGCGUGUUCGAUGACAACAACCCGCUCGGCGGUGGCCUCACUGGCGGCAUCGACUUUGCGCCGAUCCUGCCCAAGAAGCUCACGCCUUCCGACGUCUACAACAAUGUUGUCAAGCCAUACGACUACACCGAGGGCUACCACUCUCUUAUGGAGUACCUGACGCAAACAUUCGACAAGCCCGACAUUCUUCGCGUCGUCCGCGCCUUAGCCGCGUUCCGCCCCAGCUUGAUCGCGCUCCAGAUGCCCAUGACGGAGGAGGACGAGAUCUUUGUCGAGCGCUCGUUCCAGCGCACGCUCAUCGAGCUCGAGAAGCUCAUCUCGUACUCGGCCACGCCCACGGCUGUCUGGCGCCGAACUGGCGAGAUUGUCGCUGCUGCUCCCGAGUUCUGCAAACUCAUUGGCAAGACUGAGGAGGAGCUCGUCCGCGCGCGGACCUGCAUCUACCAGCUCAUGGCCAAGCAGAGCACGAUCGACUACUGGGAGAACUUUGCCGUCCACGCGUUUGAGAACACUACGCAAAACUUCUUCCAGGCGACCACGCUCGUCAACGGCGCCAAGAGCACGCCCUGUGCGGCCUGCUACACGAUCCGCCGCGACGUGUUUGACCUGCCUUCGGUCGUCAUUGGCCAGUUCUUGCCCAUCCCGGCAGAGGCCUUGAACGGCGCUGCCAACAGCACCAACAGCAAUUCAGAGUAGAGGGGACAAUCAGCAGUAGCGCAUCGCACGGAUUGUACAGUAGUGUAUCAUGUUGAUUAAUUAUGAAGGCUUGAUGAGCAGCA
Molecule: messenger RNA, 2693 nt
Organism: Vanrija pseudolonga
Lineage: Eukaryota; Fungi; Basidiomycota; Tremellomycetes; Trichosporonales; Trichosporonaceae
Product: Transcription activator of gluconeogenesis ERT1
Exons: 4
Coding region: 880-2610 (576 amino acids)
Biological process (GO): regulation of DNA-templated transcription; cellular response to starvation
Cellular component (GO): nucleus
Molecular function (GO): RNA polymerase II transcription regulatory region sequence-specific DNA binding; DNA-binding transcription factor activity, RNA polymerase II-specific; zinc ion binding
Source: RefSeq, a predicted model, not a curated record